AUGGAAGGGACAAAGCGGAAGAAGGGUUUUCUCCGCGAGGAGGACGUGCUCCUACUCCUGAACAAGUACAGUAUUCUCUGCGUGUCUUCCUCUAGUCCACUCCAACCCUUGCAUUCCCCAUUUCUUCAAAAAACUGGAGGGCCUCCGUAGGGGUGGGUUCAUUUCUGUUCUGUUGACCACGGGCUUGAAGUAGAAGAACAGCGUGCCCUUUUUCUUUGGUACUGGGAAGAUUAUUUGUGUUAUUGUGGUUUCGUUGGAAAGGAUGGGGGAGGUUGCUGGAAGGGCGAGAGUUUCCUGCUCAAAUUAUUUUCUCUUGAUUAGCCUCCGUACUGGGAGGGAGCGUUGAUGUUGGGCUUGAAUACUUUCUUAUUCGUCGCGGUAGUUGUAUGGUUAGGGGUCUGAUGCGGCUUCGUGAGGCUAUUGUGAUAUCGGGGUCCCUUUCCACCCCAGGAGAUGUGACUUGUAUCUGAUGUUGCGCUAUUGUGCCAAGGGUGUUAGAUGCCAUGUUAACGGAUGUUGACGAUGUGACAGUAGUAACUAUAUAACGGAGAGGCCGGAAGAUUUUCGUUACAUGCAAUACCUUUGCUCGUCUCUUGCAUAUCAACGGAACCUUUCCCUGUAUAUUUUGAGGAGAGAAUCCUCCAGUAGUGGUGACUUCCACCAUUUUUGAAAGGUGAUAGAUAGGGCUACUGUACUGGAAAGAGUCCAGGACUGUGCUCUUUGUUUUGUGGUUUUUUUUUUUUUAAGUGGGAGGUGAAUUAUUGACAUAACCUCUGCCACAUUUCGAGAAGCUAUAGAGAUUUAAAAAGGGUCAAUAUGAGCAUUCUGACAUUAUACACGUUGGAAAAAUGGAUGCGACACAUGCAAUUCUUUUCGAAAUUAUACUUAGAUGGAAACCACUUUGGAAAAAUGGUUGGCAUAUCUUGGCUUUGCUCACAGCAGUAGAAAUCUUCCGUGCCAAGUUUCUUUGUUUCGUUAUUAUCCGAAAUAAAAUAUCCUUUUUCGAUAUCUUUGGAUUUUUCCCUAAAUAAUUUAAAGAUCUGGGUUCCAUACCCGAGAGAACUGAAAGUUGAUAAAAUAAGCUUUGCUGAUGACAGUUCUACUCCUGUCACCAGAAAGGCCUUGACGACGUUAAUUGUGGUGUAUAUUACUUCUCGUUAGUAUAUUACAAGUCCUGUGGUUUUCUUAAAAAAAAGUUGUAGGUGGAUAUAGCUCUCGUUUACUUCCUCCUUUCUAGCACAUCAGUGUAUGUUGAAACUUCUAGGCGCUCAAUACAAAAGAAUACGACUGCUACAGCUAUAAUGUCCAGCUUUCCUGGAUAAAGUGUGUAAGCAGCCAUUGGUUCCAUUUGAGAAACUUACCCAGGAAGCUGAAAUAUAAGCAAAUCAUACUUUGACCGAAUACAUGAGGAAAUUAACCGUAAGCCGUCACUGGGAAAAUUGUGGUACAGAGAUCAUUUUUUCUUGCUAUUUAUUAUCCUUCGGUAAAAAUCCCUCUGGAAAGUCGAAGUCCUUCCCAGUCACUUUACCUUGCGAACUUUGAUGUUAGAAGAUCCGUAUGACUAGACACAUGUAAAACUUAGAGGUGAGUAUGCUAACAAUCAUACCACGAAGUCCCUACCUUAUUUAUCGCUAUCUGAAUUUUGGAGGAGAGAUUUGUUUUUCUGCAGAACAGAGCUUCUAUUUGGAUUUGGAACCUAAGAAAUAGAAAGAUUCAUGCGUACUGUAGACAUUUAGUAGUUGGGGUUCUAUCAAUUGUACUGUCAAGUCUGUCUUUAUCAAUAAUUCUUUCCUUUUAAAUCCUGAGGUAAAUAUUCAGAUUUAGUCCUGCCUGAGGUUAAUGUGAUGGAACCCAAUUAUUCUAUUGCCUUGGAUUUUUUAAGUUAAUGAACACAAUUGUAAUUAAGAAUCCUCUUUUAGAGAAUGUUCCCAGUUUCGUUGAAGGUUUUGAAAAAUUUGAUUAAUGAUGUAUUAGAGCACAAAAGUCAAUAUUUGACAGUCAACCUUGAUGCUUUACUAGAUUUCGGCAUUUCUUUCUUCGAGUUAUGACUCUUGUACGCGUGAUAAAAAGUAUAAUUAAAAUAUAUCAUUUAAUUGCAGCCUCAGUUGUCAUCUCUGUCCCGUGUCUUGUCCUUGCCAGAGUUGAAAAGUUUUAACUCUAUGACUUUAUAUAUUGGAUUGAUUUCGAGCCUUUUUUUUUCCUUCCAUUCUGCAAAACGGAACUCUAAUUUUUAAGAUAACGGUAUAUCCAUGUGUAGCCCACAUUUUUUUCACUUUGCCGUAAUUCACGUGCACUUAGCUGUUGGAUUUCGAAAGAAACAGUUAUAUAUAUGGUUGCACCUAUAGCCAGCUGGAAAUGAAUUAAUUUUCUUCAGGAUUCGUGUUGUAUUUUGACAGGUACUCACCCACAACAAUUCUUAAUCUUCUCAAAGAAGUUGCUCAGAGUGCUAGCCCAAAACUUGAGUGGGAUACACUUGUGAAGGAUAGUAAUACAGGAAUUUCUAGUGCAAGAGAGUAUCAGAUGCUAUGGCGAUAUCUUGCAUAUCAAAGUCCAUUGCUGGAAAAGUUGGAGGCUGGUGCAGAACCAUUGGUAUGUUUUUUCAUCAGGUACCUGCUUAUUAUAGCUUGUGAAUUUGAUACCUUCGAACAAUAAUGAUAAUAAAACGAAGUCUGUCUAUAUGAACUUCAUGUAAAUAUUUCCAAAGUCACAUAAUCCAAGAUGCUAUUUACGCAUGAAUCUUUUAUUUGUAAUGUCCAUCGCCUCCAGUUCUUCUAUCAGGGAAUAGUAAUUAGCUGAAGAUGCCUUUCAGUGUUGGACAUUCCAGAGUGGCUUCCUGUCCUUGACCAACACAUGUGAUGCUCCAACCCCCACCUCUGCCAGGCACAAUGGACUUGGCUUCUUGGGUGUGCGAGGUCCCCUGUUAAUGUUUAAUUGUAUGAAUGUUUUUUUUCAUAAAAAUAGUUAUUUAUGCUUUUAGAACUCUAGCUACAACUUUUCUCAUUUCUUAAUUAGUUGAACUCCUCCAAUCAAUCAGCUGAUCCAAUCCUGGCCACCAUGGUUGCACUAGUGUGUUUUUGGUACUUAUUUUCUAUUAUCUCAUGUGGUUUCUGUUUUUCUCAACUCUACAUUCCUUGAGUCUGGUAAAUUGUUAUAGAGAUUCUGCAUAUUUCCUUUUCUUUGCUGAAUGCCCAUAGCCAUGACCUACAAUGUGAAAUUGAAAUAUCAUUUAGUUCUCCACAAGAGAAUCAGAUGUGACCACCCGAUUCAGUCUUGGCUUUCAUGAUUGCAUUCUAGUUCUCUAGUGGUUUUUUUUUUGGCUUUUAUGCUCAUUUCUGUCUCAAGAUUCGGUUACAUUCUUAUUUGACACAUAUGACUCAUCAUGUGUGUUUUAACAUCUUCGUUUAUGAGAAGCUAAUUUUCUCCGCCAAAAUGUGACAAAUUUGAAUUUUGAAUGUGUUUCAGAUUCAUAACCAUACUUCAUCUGAGUAGAUAAUCCAGUCUUUGGUACCAUGAUAGUCUGUGUUUUGUGUUUUUUGGUUUUCAUAGGCAUUCUUUGCCCUCAAGGUUUGUUAUAUUUUGCUUUUACUUCUAUGAUUGCUCAGGUAUGUUUCUUUUCUUCAGCUACUGAAAAGUUAUGAUGUAUAUUGUAUAUUUUUCUUUUAAAUUGCAAGCCCCAACAGCUCGGGAACUUUUAAAAUGAAGUUUGAAACAUGAGUUUCAAAAACUUGAGAUAUCAGAAAAAUGCAAUAUCGUCUUUGUAUACUGAUGGAUAUUUUUUUCAUGGAUUAGAUUAUCUAUUUACUGUAAGUUUUACGUCUGACUGUGCUUUCAGGAUGAUGAUAGUGACUUGGAUUUUGAAUUGGAGGCUCUUCCUACUGUUACUGGUGAGACUUUGGCAGAGGCAGCGGCCUGUGUGAAGGUAAGAUAUGUAAUGCCGUUUUCUUUUAAUUCAGUAGGUUAAUCCACGCUGGUUUUCCCAAUUGCAUGACUCAAAUUAUUCUAACAAUCCUUGAGCUUUGAUAUUAUAUCUCUUUUGUUUUGGUACGAUGAUAGUUUUCCCUAAUUGUUCCGUGAGGACAAUGAACUCUUCAGGUGAGAACAUUGAUGCAAAGUCGAAGAUGAUGGUAGGUUUAGAGCUGAUCCAUUUCUUUAGUGAUCUCAACCAUAGAAUACAGAAGUUGGUUGAUCCAUAGUCCCAUAAAAAGUGGGAUUUGGUACUUGAACUAGACAGUCUAGCUGUGGAUAGCUAGUUAGAAAAAUCAUUUGAGAAGAUGGAAGAAUUCUACAUGGGGAUGAUUUAUCUGCCUAUUAGGUUUAAUGGUUCCAGUUCAGACCAGCUGACUGAUGGUUUAUGAUUCUAAGUCCAUUUAGAAUAACACACCUCAAAGGAAUGUCAGUGAGCUUUCUGUCCUCCAACAUUGCAGCCAUUUUAUAAUUUCUACUGUCGUCUCCAAUGGUUUCUUUGAGUACUUUGCUUUAAGGUCAGUUCACAGAAAAGCACUGAUGAUGAUUUUUUGUUGCUACUGUUAUUUGUUGCUUAUGCUUGAAGAGCCUUUCAUCUCAGACUGGUGAUGGACUUAACUUCAUAAAAUGUUUUUCUGGGCAGACCCUGAUCUCAUCAGGCUUGCCGCAUGAACUUGCCCCAAAUCGCCCAACUGCUGAGGCUCCUUUGUCUACGAACACAUCUAACGGGCAGGCAUCGUAUACUUUGUCUGAUAACAAACUCACACGAUAUAAUCGUGGAGGUAACACCAUGAUGUUAUCUGCUCACAGGCAACUGCAGACAGCUGCGCAAUCAACAGAAAUGGUGGAUGGGAAUGGAACUGUAGGUGCAACUGGACCUGCGAAAAAGAAAAGAAAAUUAUGGACGAAAGAGGAGGAUUUGGAGCUUAUCGCUGCUGUGGACAAGUGUGGCGAAGGGAACUGGGCAAAUAUUCUGAAAGGAGACUUUAAGCAUGACAGAACCGCUUCACAGCUGUCUCAGGUUAUCUAAACUGAAGUCUAGUUUUUUUUGUUGUUGUGAAAAGUAGAUGUAUAACCGCAUGAACAUCUUACUAAUUUUAUUUCCUACGUUUGACUUAUUACGUUUACUUUGUUUGUAGUUGACAAAUUGAUGAUCUCUCUUUCCCUUUUAGUACUUUAUCAUGCUCUGUGGGAAACUUUGCAUCCAUUAUACUAGUUUAUUGUCUAUCUUGAUUGAGGGAUAAGCAGGACCGCCUCACUUAUUCACUAUGAUUUACCUGGGCAUGGGAAUGGCUAUUGGAUCCAAAAGAAGCAGACUGUAAUCAUAUUUGUGUUUCUAACAUUAUAGGUGCGUUUCUUCCCAAGCUCACCAUUGUUUUUCCUCAGACUACUUGCCUUCAGAUAGUUCGUGUCUGGCAAGUGGUAAGACCGAUAAAAUUCAUCUCUGAACUUCUGAAUUAAGUUUCCACAAAAACCUGCCUAGGUCUUCUCUUCAUAGUUGAAUCCCAGAUUCAGGUGAAUCUCUUCAACCAGAUUUAGGCUUGAUGAUUCUUUGGUGUUCUUCUUGAUUCAAGGCCAUUCGAUCUUAAUGGUGGAGAUGAAUGCGUGCGAAGCAUAUUAUUUCUGCCAUUUAACCAAUCUGAAAAUUUUAUUUACAGCUAUUUCUGAUGGCCUAUGCAGGUCCAUGUUUCAAACAAGCUCAUAGGACAUAUUCCUAUCUUCCUUUCCUUUUACAUGUACCAUGCCACUUGUCAUCUCAUUCUAGCUAUCCAUCUGUUUAAAUCAGUUUCCCUCAUCUAAUUCAUUUAUAAAUGAAUCUUUGUAAACCAUUUUCGGUUCUGGUUCUUUUUUUUUUUAAACAAGAUCAUGCGAUAUAUUCCCAUGUUCUGGGUCUUUGGCAUCCACCAUGGCCCUCAUCAUCUCAUUCUACCUAUCAUUGCUUUUUGCAUCUAUGCUAUUAGAAUAUAUUCUCACCAGCCCUAGCUUCCUCAGAUUCAGCUCUAAUUGCCCCGAUUGCCAUCAUUUUUACAUUAAACAUUUCUAUAAAAAGAUAACCCACGUGCUUCCCAAUCAUUAGGUACAUAAAAAUUCCAUGUUGAAAUACAAACUUAACUACCUUUUGUUUAGGAUGAUUAUAUUCCACUUAUGAUGAUAUUUGAAUAAUUUUGCAGAGAUGGUCUAUUAUUAGAAAGAAACGAGCCAACUUGAAUGUAGGAAGUGGUUGUAAUCCACCUGGCUCUGCACCAACCGAGGCACACAUGGCGACAUGGCAGGCAGUCAAUAUGGCCAUCAAGAUGCCUAUAAUUGGGGCCUUGUCAACAAGACGCCCGGGGACUACUGGUGAUCAUCUUUUAUAUUUUUAGCUUCUAUUGAGUCUCUCCAUAAAUUGCUGCUGUCUCUUAUAGUUUCUAGAGAGAUAAACCUGUGAUUGUAAGAUACACCGCAUUGAAAUGACAAUACAGGACUUUCUUUUCCCUGAAGGAGUAUACACAUGGGGGAAAGAUUCCUAAAGUAGUAACACAUGGAUUGAAGAUUACUCUUACUUUGGAGGCUUUAUUGCCAUUUAUGCUCUGCUAUUAUCCUUAUCAAUUGAGAUGAUUGCAUGAGCAAUUUGACAUAUUCCUAGUUAUUGAGAAUAAUCAGACUCCAGUAUAAUUGAAACAGGUGCCCUACAAUCAACAGAUGCUGCCGGUUCAUCUGCACCUUCAACUGCCUCCGGGUCUGACCCAGCGGCAGUUUCCUCUUCAGAGGCACCAAAUCAGUCGCCGCAGCCCGGCAACCCGACAACUUCACAAAAGGUAGUCGCUUUGAACCACCCUCCAAGUAAGCCUCGAGUCAACCCAAAGGUGCCUGCAGUUACAGUGAAGUCCCUGGGAGGGCCCAGUAGUAUCAUACAGGCAGCCGCCAUUGCUGCUGGCGGCCGGAUCGCCCCUCCUUCCACCGCCGCUUCUCACUUCAAAGCAGCGCAGUCUAAGAAUGCCGUCCAUAUCAGGCCCGGUGGAGCCCUGCCCAGUUCAUCAAUUCCAGCUACAAAGGCUCUACCUCCUGUGAGUAUUCGCUGCACAAAGACUCCAAUCUCACCAAAAGAGGCUGCAACGUCUCCUCUUGGUUCCAGACCUUCGACCCAUCAAGGAGCAUGUGGGUUAUCUGGUCAACCUUCUCCUUCCUCUGAUGCCACGGCUGCAAAUCAGCCUGCAGAGCAGUCACAGCCUGAGCUCUCCCCAGCAAGCCCCUCGUGCACCGAUGCAGAGGGAAAUGUGGAACCCAGGAGUGCUGUAGUGGCCCUUGACUCGAGCGAUGGCUCGCCACAGGUGGAGAACAAGACCCCUGAGGAGAUCAUCUCUUGUGAUCAGGAGGAUCUUGUGAAAAACAUGGAUACGGACUCGGAUGACAAGAUCUGUGUGUAUCAAACUGGUGAUUUUAAGGAUGUAGCCAGGAGCCCAGAGGGGACCGAUCCUGGAAUGGUGAAGAGAGAGGAUGCAGGGGAGGCUGUUGAAUUUGGUGACAGCCCAACAGCAGCAGAUCCUGAAACAGCAAAGUCAGAGAUGCCAUUUUUAAACACUACAGAGGAUGUGGCUCUGGUUGUCAAAACUGCCACCGAAGGAUUGGGAAUGACUCGAGGAUCGCCAAAUGGUGAGAUGGCUAUGGACAUCACCUUGAGGAAAGAUGUUGACCCUUGA
Messenger RNA from Spirodela intermedia, 7643 nucleotides. The record is from the annotation of a GenBank genome assembly. Lineage: Eukaryota; Viridiplantae; Streptophyta; Magnoliopsida; Alismatales; Araceae.